AUGAGGAACAAGUGCAAUGCAUUGACCAAUGAAGACGAGGUUUAGUACAAACCCACACCGCACUGUGUUCUUCCCUUCUUCUGCCUCUGCCUUUUCUUACUCACUCACUUCAACUCAAUUAUAAAAACCCCAUUAUCGCUCUCACUUUCUUCCCUUUUCUUUUCACCUCUCUUCAACCUCCACAACCCAUUCCAACCCUCAUCUUCUUCCUUCCCAUGCCCUUUGGGAUUUUACAGAGAACAAGUAAUGAUAUCAAGGCAUGGUUCAACGCGGCAUAACUAAAAAGCGUUUCUUUCGUCUUAUGGCAUGUCUCAAGAUGAAGAAGCACUGCGUGCAACCCCAACAACGCCUUUCUCUUUCAAUUCCCAAAUUUAUCGCCAGAUAAACCCCACAUCGCUCAUUUCUUUCCCACCCCAUGACAAUCUUUCCCUUCUUCUGCCCCUUCUUUAUACUCUUCUUCACACAAACAGGUUACGUGCAAGCGUUCACCGGAACCUAUGGUAUAAAUUACGGGAGGAUUGCAAAUAAUAUUCCCUCACCUGAUGAAGUUGUUACUCUUCUCAGAGCAGCAAAAAUAAGGAACGUUAGAAUCUAUGAUGCUGAUCACAGUGUUCUCCAAGCAUUUAGUGGAACUGGGCUUGAAAUUGUAGUGGGACUUCCCAAUGGGCAGCUGCAAAACAUGAGUUCGAGUGCAGACCAUGCUUUGAGCUGGGUAAAAGAAAAUGUACAGACAUUUCUUCCAAACACAAGAAUUCGUGGAAUUGCAGUAGGCAAUGAGGUUUUGGGUGGGAACGACUUUUCGCUGUGGGGAGUUCUUUUGGGUGCUGUUAAAAAUAUUUACAAUGCUACUAAGAAGCUUCAUUUGGAACAAGUGGUUCAGAUUUCCACUGCAAAUUCAUUUGCGGUUUUUGCGACUUCCUACCCUCCCUCCUCAUGUAAAUUUAAUGAUAAUGUUAGUCAGUAUAUGAAGCCUCUAUUGGAGUUUUUCCAACAGAUCGGCUCUCCUUUCUGUUUGAACGCUUACCCUUUCUUAGCCUACGCAAGUGACCCUGAACAUAUUGAUAUAAAUUAUGCACUUUUUGAACCAACAGAGGGAAUUUAUGAUCCAAUAUAUCGUCUGCAUUAUGAUAACAUGCUCGAUGCUCAGAUUGAUGCAGCCUAUGCAGCUUUGGAGAAUGCUGGAUUUCACAAAAUGGAAGUUAUAGUUACUGAGACUGGCUGGGCCUCAAAUGGAGAUCAAAGUGAAGCUGGAGCAAAUGCAACUAAUGCAAGGACAUACAAUUAUAAUCUGCGGAAAAGGCUUGCUAAGAGGAAAGGAACCCCACACAGGCCUAAAAAUAUUGUGAAGGCAUACAUUUUUGCAUUGUUCAAUGAGAAUGAGAAGGACGGGCAUUUAUCUGAGAAGAACUAUGGACUCUUCAAGGCUGAUGGGAGUAUAUCAUAUAACAUUGGUUUUCAUGGACUUAGUGCUGGACAUUCAUCUCUUUUGUCUCUUAAGGACUAUAUGGAUUUGGAAGUAUGUAAUUCUGAAAAGUGUAUUUGAAGCAUGCUAUAUAAAGAAGUAACAAAGAAAGUAUUGAGAAAUUUGCGCCACAAGUUGACAAAGGAUGCCGGGCCAUGUCAAGAAAUUGCACUUCAUUCAAUAUGCAGUUAUCUAAUUUGAAUUACUCUAAGAAAAUAGAGAUUGUGAAAUGUGUUUUUCCUUGGUACUACUUUCCCUACUAUCUAGUUAUAGACUAGUAGCAGAACUUCUGGCACCAGUACUUCAAUUUGUUUUCCGUAUCUGUAUUCUUACCAAUAUUAUAGAAUACUUCAUUGAUAGUAGUAUCAAGGAAGUAUCCAAACCUAUGAAAUUCAAACACGGUGUGAAGCUUAUUGAGUGAGGGAAAAAGUCUAUGGCUGGUCUGAAUUGAUAGGUGGUUUAAUCAAUGAAUAUUGAAUUCAGUACUUGCACUAACAGUUGGAAUUUUAAUUUUGCUGAUAAAGAAGUUAGAUUAUGCAAUGUUUCAUAUUCUGUGCUUUUGGUGUUCACUGUUUGGUUUUAA
Vigna unguiculata (cowpea) is the source of this 2045-nucleotide messenger RNA. Its product is annotated as glucan endo-1,3-beta-glucosidase 14-like. Lineage: Eukaryota; Viridiplantae; Streptophyta; Magnoliopsida; Fabales; Fabaceae. Gene Ontology annotation, biological process: carbohydrate metabolic process. The record is from RefSeq and is a predicted model, not a curated record. Gene Ontology annotation, molecular function: hydrolase activity, hydrolyzing O-glycosyl compounds.